AAGAAUUUUAUCACUAUGAUUUGUCAAUUCAUAUCUGAUGAUCACUUGGAAUCAAAAAUUCGCGGCGGCGAUCUUAUAUUUAGUCAAAGAAGUUCGCUUCUGAGGGAUAUGCGGCACGUUGAACGAUUACAUAUAGCAUACGCAAAAUACGUACUGCCAUCUAGACCGUUUAAAUUUAACCUAACCUGACUUUACAACGCGUGCAAGUUUUUUAUGUUUAUAUAAAUUAUAACUACAAUUAGAAAAUAAUAUUAUUUAUCAUAAUUAUAUUAAAAAAAAAUUAAUAAACGAAAAAAUUUUAAAGGUUAUGCCGGUGAUCUUUUGUUGAUCGUAACACGAGUUCACCCUACAUAUUAAAAGCGAUAAUAUAAAUACAUGAUGGACGAAGCUUUAACUACACCACCUACAUUUCAAUUGCAUUUUUCUAAACAAAUAUAUUGUGUUGAAUUAUCUCCUUAUGAAUGGUCUCAACAUUUAAUUUGUAUUGCUUUAGCAGAAGAAAUUGUUAUCGGUACUAUUAAAUUCCAGGAUGAAGAUGAAGCAGUAGAAGAUAUUGCUUAUAAACCUAUUAGAACAUUUCGUCAUGAUAUUAGACCACAUGCUAUUGCUUGGAGUCCAGAAACCUCCUUGAGUGUUGUACCAAGAGUUUUAAUAUUUUGUGUUGCUGGAGCAGAUUUUAAAAUAAGAUUAUAUAGUAGUGAUAUGAAUGAUAAUACUGUAUAUGAGAUGGAAGGACAUAAGGAUUACAUAAAUUCAAUUUGUUAUGAAACUGAAGGUGAAAUAUUGGCUUCUGUAUCUGAUGAUCACACAUGUAAACUUUGGGCAGUAAAAGAAAAUGAAAAAUGUAUAUCUACAUUUUACUUAACAUCUCCUGGAAUGAGUGUACAUUUUCAUUUUGAAAAAUCUGGCAAACUUCUUGUUGGUGAAAAAAAUGGAUUGAUCCAUAUGUAUGAUGUACGAAGUCAACAAGCAAUUAUGUCUUUGGAUACAGAUAUAGUUCCCUUAAUGUCUAUUGACUGGGGAUCUAAUCCAUUAAAAGUUGCAGCCAUAGCAGCUGGAAAACUAAUUUUAUGGGAUAUAUCCAAACCUAGUCCACCAUUGGAAUCAAAACCACUUCACAUUGAAGGAGGUUUAAUAGUAAAAUUUUUCCCUGCUUAUGAAAAUUUUGUAGCAAGUAUAGGUAGACCAGAUAAUUUAUUGAAAGUUACAAAUAUAAGAACUGAACAAGAAAUAAUUUGUGGUCAAGUUAAAUUAAUAGGUGGAAUAACUUGUCAUUAUAAAUUACCAUAUGUUUGUGCAACAAGUGAUAGAGAAAUUCGUUUUUGGAAAAUAUCAAAUUAAAUAAAAAAAAA
This is a messenger RNA of Apis dorsata (giant honeybee), 1352 nucleotides long. RefSeq names its product nucleoporin Nup37 (gene Nup37). The transcript is spliced from 5 exons. The record is from RefSeq and is a predicted model, not a curated record. NCBI's taxonomy places the organism in Eukaryota, Metazoa, Arthropoda, Insecta, Hymenoptera, Apidae. Gene Ontology annotation, cellular component: nuclear pore outer ring. Gene Ontology annotation, molecular function: protein binding. Bases 376 to 1341 code for a protein of 321 amino acids.